AUGAGCGCCACCCCCCUGUACAAAGGGAAAGUCAUAUUGAAACUGGGAAUUUAUCCCGAAGUCCCCGUUCCGGAAUGGGAGAGCUUUGCCUCCCAGCGCCAAACGUGGGAAAAGCCACUCGAAGGCGCUGUGCAGUAUAAGACGAAGAGUUUCGGGGAGAAAAUGCCAGGAUCGAUUUGA
Molecule: messenger RNA, 180 nt
Organism: Rhinocladiella mackenziei CBS 650.93
Lineage: Eukaryota; Fungi; Ascomycota; Eurotiomycetes; Chaetothyriales; Herpotrichiellaceae
Exons: 2
Coding region: 1-180 (59 amino acids)
Source: RefSeq, a predicted model, not a curated record